AUGGGGCGAGGCAGGGCACCGUGCUGCGCCAAGGUGGGGUUGAACAGGGGCUCGUGGACGCCGCAGGAGGACAUGCGCCUCGUCGCCUACAUUCAGAAGCACGGCCACUCCAACUGGCGCGCCCUCCCCAGGCAAGCAGGCCUUCUCCGGUGCGGGAAGAGCUGCCGGCUGCGGUGGAUCAACUACCUGCGCCCGGACCUCAGGCGCGGCAACUUCACCGCCGACGAGGAGGAGACCGUCAUCAAGCUGCACGCCUCGCUCGGCAACAAGUGGUCAAGGAUCGCGGCGUGUCUGCCCGGGAGGACGGACAACGAGAUCAAGAACGUCUGGAACACGCACCUCAAGAAGAAGGCGUCGCAGUCGCAGACGGAGCAGAAGCCAGCCACGGACAAGAACAACCGCGAGGCGGCCAACGGAGACUCCAACGACGCGCCGGUCCCGUCGCUGUCUUCUGGGUCCUCAUCGACGGCGAUAACGACGACGAGCAACGGCUCAAGCGGCGGCGGCAGCGACACGGAGGCCGGCGAGCAGUGCGAGACGACCAAAGAACCCGAGAUGACCGAUAUGCUACCCCCUCUCGAACUCGAGCUCGAGCUCGAGCGAGACCUCGACAUCUUGGACAUGCUGUUCGAUGCGCCAGAGGAGGCGUGCCCGGCCGCUGCGCCAAUGCUAACGUCUUCGUGCUCGUCUUCCUCCUUGACGCCGUGCAUCGGCACAGUGGAGGAGCUGCUCGAGCUGCCGGAGAUCGACAUGGACACAGACAUCUGGAGCAUCAUCGAUGACGAUUUCGCGCGCCUACAUGGCGAUGCAACAGUGCCAUGUAGUACGACAAACGCCAGUCAACAAGAGGAGGCAAAGGAGUGGUGGUUGGAGGAUUUGGAGAGGGAGCUCGGCCUGUGGGGGCCCACGGAGGAAUCCCAGCCGCAAGUGGACCCACACGACCAGAUAGGCUGCGACAAUGUGUGCUCCUAAUUCUAGUCCAGGCCCACCACCCCUGCCUCCAGCAGAUCGGAUCACCAGAGGCGUGUCCGAUUCUGAAUACAGUACGUAGAAGGUUGAGUAUCACAGUUUCACACUGAACUCAGCGGAGAGAUCAUACAACUUGGAGAAGUUUCCAACGAAACGUUUGGACUUGUUUAUUUGGUUUCGGUAUUUGGAACAAACUGAAGAGCUAGGUUCAUUACUUAGAAAGAAUGCACAUACUACAAAUUAAGGGAAUGAAGUUCAGGUCAAUACUAGGCCAGUAAUGAAGAACACAAGUUCCCUCUGUUACUCGUCAGUUUAAUCAAAUGUACUUUGAAUAUAUGUA
Lolium rigidum is the source of this 1309-nucleotide messenger RNA. Its product is annotated as myb-related protein Zm1-like. The transcript has 2 exons. The record is from RefSeq and is a predicted model, not a curated record. The coding region runs from base 1 to 972 and encodes 323 amino acids. Lineage: Eukaryota; Viridiplantae; Streptophyta; Magnoliopsida; Poales; Poaceae.